Wasmannia auropunctata (little fire ant) is the source of this 1662-nucleotide messenger RNA. Its product is annotated as calcineurin subunit B type 2. Bases 145 to 657 code for a protein of 170 amino acids. The record is from RefSeq and is a predicted model, not a curated record. The transcript is spliced from 5 exons. Gene Ontology annotation, molecular function: calcium-dependent protein serine/threonine phosphatase regulator activity; calcium ion binding. Lineage: Eukaryota; Metazoa; Arthropoda; Insecta; Hymenoptera; Formicidae.
CAAGGGAAAAACGGGCAAAACGUCGAUACGAUGUCGCAGCCCCCCUUUACGGCGACUGUGUUCCAGCUCCGCUGAGCCUGCCCGCACGAAAAUAUUGCCGUCUCCCGAGGACCUUUUGCGACAGAUUCGCGAAGCUAGUUCAAAAUGGGUAACGAAAGUUCGCUGCCUAUGGAACUCUGUUCGAACUUCGACGUGGACGAGAUCAGAAGAUUGGGGAAAAGAUUUCGGAAGCUAGACUUGGAUAACAGCGGGGCGCUCAGCAUCGACGAGUUCAUGUCCCUGCCGGAGUUGCAGCAGAACCCGCUGGUGCAGCGCGUCAUUGACAUAUUUGACGCGGAUGGCAAUGGGGAGGUGGAUUUCAAAGAGUUCAUCCACGGAGUGUCUCAGUUCAGCGUUAAGGGCGACAAAGAGAGCAAAUUGCGAUUUGCAUUUAGAAUUUACGACAUGGAUAAUGACGGAUACAUAAGCAACGGAGAGCUUUUUCAAGUGCUAAAAAUGAUGGUAGGCAAUAACUUGAAGGACACACAGUUGCAGCAAAUUGUCGAUAAAACAAUACUCUUUGCCGACAAAGAUGAGGAUGGUAGGAUUAGCUUCGAAGAAUUUUGUUCUGUUGUUGGCAAUACAGAUAUUCAUAAGAAGAUGGUAGUUGACGUUUAAGUGACCAAAGUGAAAAAAGAAACUCUUUAAUUUACAAAACGCGGUAUGUUAAUUGAAAUCUAUAAAUUAAUAAUCUAUUAACAACAGAUUUAUGGGAUAGUUCUAUAACAGAGAUCUGUUUAGAGUGAACUUACACGAUUAUUGUUCUUAAGCCUUUGAUCAUUACAAGUCUAUCCAAAUGAAAAAUUUUCAUGGUACGCCAGACACUGAGAAAACGGUGCGGCACACCGUAUGUUACAUCUACGUGAUAUCAGUCAUUUUGGUGUCGUUAAAGAUAUUGCGGAACACGAAUCAAGUUAUCGCGCGCGUUCCGUUGGAAAUAAAGAUCAGCUAUGUGAUCUUAAGUAAUUAACAACCUUUUAACUGGACAUCUUAAGUUUAAUAUGUCGCAUGAUUCUCUCCAGACUUUCUUGGAAAAUUUGCGGCAAAGUCAGUCUUCUCAAGCGCCUGUCGAAAAAAAAAGGGAAUUUUCAGAUUACAUAUAGAUGCACUUUGUUCCUUUUACUAAUUCUCGAUGGACAAGCACGAAAGUAAAAUCAAAUCUCGCAUUAUUGAUACGAUCACCAUGCCAUACAAAAUCUAUUCAUAUUUCCAUCAUUGUUCGAGAAGUAAUUGUUACUAAUAUUAUCUUUUUAAAGAUUUCAUUCAGCGAGCUCUUACGAGAUAUUUACUAAUUGUAGACUAAUAUCUUAAUAUAUUAAUAUUCAAACGUAUUAAUAUAUUAAUAUUUUAGAAAAGUUACGAACAUUUAGAUAAGCCAACUCUAUUAAAAAAAAAAAAUGUAUUAUGUUAACAAUAAACGAUCACGAAAUUGUGCAUUCGGAAGAUACAGCGAGGCGGAUUUUGCGAAGUUAUAAUAGAAGUACUAAGCUUAUUGAGCUACGAGUUCUACUCUUGGUUAGAGCCUUUACGUGUGUAUAGAACGUGCAUGUAUAAACUGUAUAUUGACAUAUACUGGAUUGUCGAUUUGUAAUUUUUCGAAUGUACGAUUUAUUUAUUUAUUUA